CCUCUCAAAACCAUGACUAAAAUAACCUUGAAUCUAAAGCCAGAAUAUUAUAAGCACAAUUUUUAAAAAGUGUAUUUUUUUCUUUACGUCGUUGUUCCGUUUCCGUUGACGUUUCUUUCUUUCAGGUAAAACCUCCGAAAAUGAAGGCAAAAGGAGAGUUGAAGGAAUAUGAAGUCAUUGGGCGCAAGCUCCCAUCGGAGAGUGAGCCAAAGCCUCCACUCUACAAAAUGAGAAUCUUUUCACCAGACCCUAUCGUAGCCAAGUCCCGUUUCUGGUAUUUCUUGAGACAACUGAAAAAGUUCAAGAAGACCACGGGUGAAAUUGUUUCUAUUAAGGAAAUCCCAGAAAAAAGUCCAGUCAAGAUCAAGAAUUUCGGCAUCUGGCUGCGAUAUGAAUCCCGAUCAGGUGUACACAACAUGUACCGCGAAUACCGUGACCUGAGUGUCGGCGGCGCCGUCACGCAGUGCUACCGCGACAUGGGAGCUCGGCAUCGUGCGCGGGCGCACUCCAUACAGAUCAUCAAAGUGGAAGUAAUAAAGGCAUCAGCGUGCCGGCGACCACAAGUGAAACAGUUCCACAACAGCACCAUCAGAUUCCCAUUGCCAAAACGUGUACACCACCACAAACGUCUCAACACAUUCGCUUACAAGAGACCCAGUACAUAUUUCUUGUAAUUUUUAUUAUAUGAGACAAAACAAUAAAAUCCAUGUAAUGUGGAAUCAUUUAUAA
Messenger RNA from Galleria mellonella (greater wax moth), 729 nucleotides. RefSeq names its product 60S ribosomal protein L18a (gene RpL18A). Gene Ontology annotation, molecular function: structural constituent of ribosome. Gene Ontology annotation, cellular component: ribosome; cytosolic large ribosomal subunit. Lineage: Eukaryota; Metazoa; Arthropoda; Insecta; Lepidoptera; Pyralidae. The record is from RefSeq and is a predicted model, not a curated record. The coding region runs from base 141 to 674 and encodes 177 amino acids. The transcript is spliced from 4 exons. Gene Ontology annotation, biological process: translation.